Molecule: messenger RNA, 933 nt
Organism: Cladophialophora immunda
Lineage: Eukaryota; Fungi; Ascomycota; Eurotiomycetes; Chaetothyriales; Herpotrichiellaceae
Exons: 1
Coding region: 1-933 (310 amino acids)
Source: RefSeq, a predicted model, not a curated record
AUGGCGACAGUGUCAGUUCAUGCUCUGAGCACCGGCCACAUUACGAUUCCUGAAAGAUUCUUUGUGGUUCCAGCAGACCCUGUUGCCAAACGAACAGUGCCUUCGUUGUCUUUCUUGGUCCAGCACAAAGAUGCGGAAAGCGGGAAGGUCACGCGAAUCGUCUUCGACCUGGGUAUGAGACGAGAGCUCGACCUAUACCCGCCAGCUUUGACUGCUCACUUGGCCAAUAGAGGACCAGUCUCUACGCAUCCAGAUGCGGUCGCUUCCCUAGCAGCUGGGGGGGUUCGCGUGAGCGAUAUCGAUUACGUGAUAUUCAGCCAUGUACAUUACGAUCACGUCGGACUUCCACGGGAUUUUGAUGACGAUAAGACCAAGUUCAUCGUGGGCAACGGGGCUCUCGAUCUUCUCAGCGGGAAGACGCAACUCAACUUGGGGAAGCAUUCGGUCUUCGAAUCGGAUUUGCUCCCGCUGGACAGAACGAUAGAACUACCUCCUCCAGACGGGGGGAACUCACAAUUCUCAUGGAAACCAUUCGCUAGCUUUCCACAUGCGAUCGACCUCUUCAAGGACGGCAGUGUGUACAUUGUCAAUGCGCCUGGGCACCUCCCCGGACAUAUCAAUCUCGUGUGCAAGAUCUCCAGUCAACCGGCCAAGUUUGUUUGUCUAGCCGGGGAUUCAUGUCACGAUGUUCGCUUGUUGACGGGGGAGUGCGACAUCGCGACAUGGACGGACGAAACAGGGCGAUACUGCUGCAUGCAUGUAGACAUUCCACGGUCCAAGGAGACUCUGGCUCGAUUGUACUCGGCGUCAAAGGAGGGCAUCAAAGUGGAGGGAGAAGAAAAGCCAGCAGAGUUUGAAGUCAUCUUUGCCCACGACUUCGCGUGGGAGGAGAGGGCGGUGAAGGAGGGGAAGUUCUGGCCGGGGAAAUUAUGA